Messenger RNA from Acanthopagrus latus (yellowfin seabream), 2601 nucleotides. RefSeq names its product 3-oxoacid CoA transferase 1a (gene oxct1a). Gene Ontology annotation, biological process: ketone body catabolic process. The transcript has 17 exons. The record is from RefSeq and is a predicted model, not a curated record. Gene Ontology annotation, cellular component: mitochondrion. The coding region runs from base 463 to 2046 and encodes 527 amino acids. Gene Ontology annotation, molecular function: succinyl-CoA:3-oxo-acid CoA-transferase activity. NCBI's taxonomy places the organism in Eukaryota, Metazoa, Chordata, Actinopteri, Spariformes, Sparidae.
GUGCUCAUAGAAUGUCAUCCCCGUUGCCAAAAUAUCAACGGGCGUGUGCGUGCGCGCGCUAUUAAAACGUCUGAUUUAGCUAAUCGCCGCCAUUAAUUUACCGCACUCGCUUUUUCACCCUUGAUAGUUUGAAAUAACGUCAAGAUCUGACAAAUUGUGCGGUGGUGACGGAAGGGUUAAAUUCAAAUUAGCAUUGCCGAGCCUCUCUGUUUCCACCCCUGCUAGCCCGGCCCAUCGAGAGUCGCCAGCCAAUGUCAUCGCAGCGGUUGGCUUUUCGGUGUGUGUGUGUGUGUGUGUGUGUGUGUGUGUGUGUGCUGAGCUAGCCGCGCUAAGCUAGCAGCACCGCAUCAUCUUCCGUCCACCAGCUGGAGCUUUCACUCCAGUUUCCACUCUGCCCCUCUCUCGUCUAUCUCAUACGUACCCCCCGUGUGCGAGAGUGUGUGUGUUUAAGCUCCAAAAAACAUGGCGGCCCUCAAAGCAUUUUGCAGAGCGGAGAAUUUCCUCUUCAGAAACCUCUCAGGUGCCGGCAGAGCAAAAUUUAUCGUCGCUCGUCAACAAUUGAGCAAGACCUGUGGCUGUUACUUUUCCACCUCCAGCCAGAGAAGCUCACAGUUUUACUCAGAUCCUACUGAUGCAGUCAAAGAUAUCCCAAAUGGAGCUACCGUCCUGGUGGGAGGCUUUGGAUUAUGUGGUAUCCCAGAGAAUCUUAUCAACAGUUUACUGAAGACUGGCGUGAAGGGUCUCACUGCAGUCAGCAACAAUGCAGGAGUGGAUAACUUUGGCCUGGGCCUGCUGCUCCAGACUAAGCAGAUCAAGAGGAUGAUCUCUUCAUAUGUCGGGGAGAAUGCAGAGUUUGAGCGACAGUACCUGGCAGGGGAGUUGGAAGUGGAACUGACACCACAGGGUACUCUUGCCGAGAGGAUCAGGGCUGGGGGUGCUGGGAUUCCAGCCUUCUUCACAGCCACCGGCUACGGCACAUUGAUCCAAGAGGGAGGCUCUCCCAUUAAGUACAACAAAGAUGGCAGCAUUUCUAUCGCAAGUGAGAAGAGAGAGGUAAAGGAGUUCAAUGGCAGGCACUACAUCAUGGAAGAAGCCAUCACGGGAGACUACGCACUGAUCAAGGCAUGGAAAGCUGACAGAGCUGGAAACAUUGUUUUCAGAAAAACAGCCAGAAACUUCAACCAACCAAUGUGCAAAGCAGCCAAAACCACCAUUGUUGAGGUGGAGGAGGUUGUGGAUGUUGGGACCUUUGCUGAAGAAGACAUCCACAUACCCAGCAUCUACGUCCACAGGGUUGUCCAGGGAGCCAGCUAUGAGAAAAGGAUUGAGAAACGAACAGUAAAGAAAAGCCAAGAAGCGAAGGCCAAACCAAAGAAGGACUCAGAUAUUGUUCGUGAAAGAAUCAUUCGCCGGGCUGCUCUGGAGUUUGAGGAUGGGAUGUAUGCCAACCUUGGUAUUGGUAUCCCCAUGCUGGCCAGCAACUUUAUAAAACCAGACAUUACUGUCCACCUCCAAAGUGAAAAUGGAAUUUUGGGACUGGGCCCAUACCCCACUGAGGAUGCAGUUGAUGCAGACCUGAUUAACGCUGGGAAGGAGACUGUCACUGUGCUCCCUGGGGCUGCCUACUUCUCCAGUGAUGAGUCAUUUGCCAUGAUUCGAGGGGGUCACAUCAACCUGACAAUGCUGGGAGCUAUGCAGGUGUCAAAACAUGGAGACCUAGCCAACUGGAUGAUCCCAGGUAAGAUGGUGAAGGGAAUGGGAGGAGCCAUGGAUUUGGUGGCUAGCGCUGGAACCAAGGUUGUGGUCACCAUGGAGCACUCAGCUAAGGGGGGAAAACACAAGAUAUUGGACACAUGCAGCCUGCCUUUGACAGGGAAGCAGUGUGUGGAUCGGAUCAUCACAGAGAAGGCUGUGUUUGAUGUCGAUAAGAAAACAGGCCUGACUCUCAUAGAAGUGUGGGAGGGGCUUACUCCCGAGGAUAUCAAGGCAUGCACUGGCACAGAUUUUGCAGUGUCUCCCAACCUGAGGGCUAUGCAGCAAAUCUAGAGGAGCUUGCGAAGGAUCUGGGAAAAGCUGCUGAAGAGUCAAAUACGAUCAUAAAACACAAAUGCUUGGUUCAGUUCCCUGGUAAUCAGCACGCAAAUAUCAGAAGGAUUUACUUAUCCCUAAUUAUUGGACACAUUUCUUGGUUCUCUAUUGCGCGAUUAAGUUAUUCAUUUUUACUAAUAUUUGUGCAGCUAUUACCAAAUAUUUUUCAAAUGUUUGGAAGAGAAGGGAAUAACCAGCUAAUGUCUAUGAAGUAGUUUGAGCUGAACCAAUUGUCCUUGGAAUAUACACCACUGUUAAAUAUCUUUUCUUUUUUUCUCUUUUUGGAUAAAUGAGGGAGAUGUAAAAUAUAAUGUGCUGACUGUUAAAAAGUGUUUGUAAUCACCUCUGCCACAGUGGCGAACUGUUUUCACUCUGCCUCAUUAAUCCAUCAAUUUUGGUUGGCAUACACUUCGGCCAGAAAACACAAGGCCUUAACAUUUUCUACUUACACCUUUGCUGUCCCCUUUGCCUUUGUAUGUAAAAAUAAAAUUCAACCUGCUGAGUGAAACAAGA